This is a messenger RNA of Vairimorpha ceranae, 204 nucleotides long. RefSeq lists its product as hypothetical. The transcript has a single exon. NCBI's taxonomy places the organism in Eukaryota, Fungi, Microsporidia, Nosematidae. The coding region runs from base 1 to 204 and encodes 67 amino acids. The record is from RefSeq and is a predicted model, not a curated record.
AUGUUCUGUUUUAUAGAUAAAUCCUUGGGUCGUAGAAAAGUUAAGAGAUGUAUGCUAACAAAAAUUUUUACAAAUGUCGUUGUUAGGGCUGGUAACGGUUGUUUUCAUUUAGAAAGUUAUGACAAUAUUGGCAGGCAGGUGGCCAGAGCUAAGGAAGCUUCUAAUGAUGCACGUCGCUCUGCCUAUAGUACGGUUUUUAUUUAA